ACCGGUGACCGCACCCACCUAUAACCCCCUCCUCUUCCUCCUCCUCUCACCGCCCCACCUCGCAGAGAAAACAACGCGAGAGAGAGAGAGACGCCGCAGCCGCCGUCUGUGACCGGAGAGCAACAGGACAAAAAACCAAACCCACCGCCGCUAACUCCUACGCCGGCCAUGUCGGUGGAGACGGAGCGGAGCUCCACGGAGUCCUCCGCCGCCUCUGGCCUCGACUUCGAGGACACCGCCCUCACCCUCCGCCUCCCCGGCUCUUCCUCCUCCGACACCGACCGCAAGCGCGCCUCCACCUCCGACCCGAGCUGCCGCUCCCCGAGUGCCGCCGCCUCGGACUCUCCCCCCUCCCCCAAGGCGCGGGUGGUUGGGUGGCCGCCGGUGCGGUCGUACCGGAAGAACGCCCUCGCGACCGCGGCGGCGUCCAAGUUCGUCAAGGUGGCCGUCGACGGCGCGCCGUACCUGCGCAAGGUGGACCUCACUGCCUACGCGGGAUACACCAGCUCCACCUCGUACGACCAGCUCCUCGCUGCGCUCCAGGACAAGUUCUUCUCCCACCUAACCUUCCGCAAGCUUGGGAACCAGGAGAUGAAGCUCGUGGAUACGGUGAGCGGGACGGAGUAUGUGCCGACGUACGAGGACAAGGAUGGCGACUGGAUGCUCGUCGGAGAUGUCCCAUGGAGAAUGUUUGUGGAGACUUGCCAGCGUCUUCGUCUCAUGAAAAGCUCUGAGGCAGUCAAUCUAGCACCAAGAGCUGCUCGGUGAGGCACCAUCGUUGCUUCUUUUCUACGAACUGCUCGAGACCAAGACAUGUCUUUGCUCGCGCUGAGGGUCUUUCAUAAGUCCAAGAGAGAAAUGUGUACAGCCGCCGACUUCCACCUUUUGUUCCAGCAUGCCAUUGUGUUCAGAAAGUGUUGUAGCUUGUAAUUCCUUUACCAGUCAGUAGUAUCUAUAUCUAAUAUGGGAGAAGUUGUUAUGCUUCAAAAGUUACAGCUACAGUUUGUUCUUGAUAAAUAAGACCGGGCACGUAGACCCCCUGUUCUUCUGAGCAGUUUGCUAGCUGAGGAGCAUUAUGUUUUAUGCAAGUGAGGCACCUGGUGCAAGAGUCCUAUACCGUGUUAUGUUGAGUGGCGUUUUUGUGUGUUUGAAUGCAUGGCUAUUAUUCUGUACUACAA
Messenger RNA from Brachypodium distachyon (stiff brome), 1178 nucleotides. RefSeq names its product auxin-responsive protein IAA15. Gene Ontology annotation, biological process: regulation of DNA-templated transcription. The record is from RefSeq and is a predicted model, not a curated record. Bases 169 to 768 code for a protein of 199 amino acids. The transcript has 5 exons. Gene Ontology annotation, molecular function: protein binding. Gene Ontology annotation, cellular component: nucleus. NCBI's taxonomy places the organism in Eukaryota, Viridiplantae, Streptophyta, Magnoliopsida, Poales, Poaceae.